This is a messenger RNA of Echinostoma caproni, 291 nucleotides long. NCBI's taxonomy places the organism in Eukaryota, Metazoa, Platyhelminthes, Trematoda, Plagiorchiida, Echinostomatidae. The record is from the annotation of a GenBank genome assembly.
GUGAAUUGGUGGAAACGUACCCACAAAUCACUCUAUCUACCACCGCUAUCUUUGAACUCGCCCGCCCUGUUGAAGGUGAUCAGCGAGACUGGUCUAACACGCCGACUGGUUUCUCAAGCGCAUCACUCGAGUUCAAUUGUUCCUGUUCUCACCCGGUUGCGUGAAAUGAUAGAUCAACCAUCCGAUCUGUCAGCAAUGAUGCUGGUUCUGGGAAUUGUGCUGUUGUCGAAAUACGCAAUCAUUCAGGCCUCCCGAACUGCUGUGGAUGCUGGACGUCGAAAAGUGAAUUAA